AUGUCCAGGACCACCGCAAUCUCCAAGCUGAAGCAUUCGAUCUUCUCAAAUCACAAUCUCUUCUCAAGUCUUCUCAAAUCACAAUCUCCGCUCGCGUCUUCAUCGCAUCCCCACUUCAACACACUUAGUGUUCUUCACUUCUCAUCAUCUCCAAAUCUCACCAUGCGUUUCUCAGCCGAGCUUGUGGCCCUCGUAGCCAUUUCCUCCUUCGGUCUAGUUGCCGCUGCUCCUAUCGCCGAGGCAGAAGCGGACCCAGCUCCACUCUUUAUCGGUGGACAGUAUUAUGGCGGUGGCUUCGAAAAGCAUGGUGGCCACGGCAUCAAAAGAGACCGCUACAGGGAGAAAGGCCACAAAAAAAGCCAUCACCAUGGCUACAGAGAGCGAGAGCGAGAGCAUGAGCAUGGCCAUGGUCACCACGAGCAUCAUCUGGGAGGGCAUGGAGGCUUUGGAGGCUAUGGCGGCGGUGGCUAUGGCGGCUAUGGCGGCGGCUAUGGCUACAAAGAGCGUCGUACUGACCCUAGUGCCCGACCCGCAUCCAGCCACGGGACCUACCCUGGUGGGCACUGGGAUGGAGGAGUCUGGGCUGGUGGCUCCUACAAGCGUAGUGUGGUAAAGCGUGACGGGGCUCAGAAUGAGGACGGUAAAGACGAUGGCUACGAUGAUGGCUAUUACGACGAUGGCUAUUAUGACGAUGACUACUAUGACGAUGAUAGAGACGGAAGAGAUGAUAGAGAUGGAAGAGACCACAGGGAUGGAAGAGACGAUAGAGACGAUAGAGAUGGGAGAGAUGGAAGGGACAGGGAUGACCGCGAUAACCGUGACCAUGAGGGACGACACCGAGAUGUCAAACGUACGGAUGGCUACGAACACGGAAAGGAGCAUGAGAAUCAGAAGGAGCAUGAGAAACAGAAGGAACAUGAGAAACAGAAGGAACAUGAGAAGCAGAAGGAGCAUGAGAAGCACCACAAAGAGCCUGAGAAGGAGCACAAGAAGCAUGAGAAACAGAAGGAGCAUGAGAAACAGAAAGAACACGAGAAGGAUCACAAGAAGCACGAGAAGCAGAAGGAGCCGAAGGAGCACAAGAAGCAGGAGAAGCAUAAGGAGCCUGAGAAGGGUCACAAGGAGCACGAGAAGCAGAAGGAGCAUGAGAAACAAAAGGAGCAUGAGAAGCAUGAGAAGCAGAAAGAACACGAGAAGCAGAAAGAGCACGAGAAGCAGAAGGAGCACGAGAAGCAGAAGGAGCACGAGAAGCAGAAGGAGUAUGAAAAGCAGAAGGAGCACGAGAAGCAGAAGGAACAUGAGAAACAGAAGGAGCAUGAGAAGUUCCAUCACAAGGUCCAUCACAAGGACUAUUAA
Molecule: messenger RNA, 1356 nt
Organism: Amorphotheca resinae ATCC 22711
Lineage: Eukaryota; Fungi; Ascomycota; Leotiomycetes; Helotiales; Amorphothecaceae
Exons: 5
Coding region: 1-1356 (451 amino acids)
Source: RefSeq, a predicted model, not a curated record